AUGUCUUUAGAUUAUGAUGUCGAGGAACGAAUUUCAAACAUAAAAAAAUCUUUGCAAAAUAUCCAAAAACAAAUAACUGGAGAAAGCUCUCAGUCUUCUUGAAUUCCUGAACCCAAUAAUUUAUAUAUUGGAUCAAAACUCUCUAAAGAAGAUCUUGAAUUAUCUUUUUCAAAAUCUCAAAAAUCAGAUUCCGGUUUUUAUAUAGAAAAAGGCCAAGAAAUAAACAAAACUAAAGCUGAACCUUGAAUUAAUGUGAAACCAGAAUUAAUUGAUUUUACCUUAAACCCAAAAUCCCCUGAAAAGAAAAAAUUCAGCUACACUUUAGAUCCAGGCAUUUCUUCAUGAUUUUUAAAACAGGACUCUUAUGAAAGCAAUGGAAAUUUUGAAGAAAAUAAAGGAAUUAAAGAACUAAAAAAAGAAAUUUGUGAUACUAAAGCAAAAAUCGAUGAAUUGGAAGUGGUAAAUAUAGAAUUAAUCAAAAAAGAUAAUAUAAUUGCAGAUUUAAAAAAUGAAUUGUAUGGCUGCGAAAGGCUAAUCCAAGAAUUAAAUAUCAAAUUAGUAAAAAUUCAUCAAAAACAAGAACUUGAUUUAGAAAAAGAAAAAGAAUUCCUCAACAAAAUCGCAGAUUUAGAAAAAAUUAAAAUUCAGUUUUCAUAUGAAAAAGCGGAAUUUAGUGAAAUUUUAAAAUCAAACGUAGAAAAAAUCAAUCUAUUAGAAAAUGAAAAUAAAGAAUUAAAAAAAAUCAAUUUCGAAUUAUCAACACAAAAUAAGAAUCUUCUGCAAAUUUCAGAAUUAUUAAAAUGGCGUGAUCUGACGUGGAUUAUGAGUUGAUCCGGACCCAGAGGAACCACAAAGUGAUAUUCUCGGGUGGGUUUUUUGUUAAGGGUUAGCCCUUGGCCCUCCUAUUCCUGCCCUGCAGACAUGCCUACCGUGCAAUGCCCUUCAGUACUCUAUAGGAGCAUUAACGAGCUGUGAUACGGCUUAGCCAGCCAUGCAGGAGGCAAAGACGGUUUACCAUACUCUGAGCCCUGCUGGAGGUUGAGAUCAUCGUUGUGGUUUGGCGAGACCUAUAAGACGAGCAGGGCAAUCUCUCAAAGAUUACCUACGUCAUCAUUUUUAGUGGCAUUAGGAAUAAAAGUGCAAGUGCAGGAUAGCUCUUAGUGCCAGCUUGAAGCUAUCCGUGGAACAACGAGGGUCUGAAAUAAUCCCUGAUGGCCACCAUAAUUUAACUCUAAUCUCUAAUCUAAUCAGCAAAUUUCUGAAAAAUCAAAAGAAGAAGCUGAAAGUUUAAAAAUUAGAAUGGGAAGUCUAUUAAGCGAACAAUCCAAAAGCAGAAGCAAAGAAGAUUUUAAAUUGAUUUCUAAGCUUGAUUCUAAAGACAAAGAAAUCCAAGAUUUAAUUAAUACAAAGGAAGAUCUCAAAAAAUAUUUAGAUGAGUGUGAGCAAAGGAUAAAUGACUUAGAAGACCAAUUAUUAGAAACACAAAGGACAUUGACUAGAAAACGAGUUUCUCCUGCAAGAGCUCCAAAAAAUGAAGAAAUAAGCUCAAGCACAAUGAGAAAAAUAAUAGGCCAGCUGAUAAGGGCUUUAAAAGUAGAAAGCUCUGACCAAAUUGUUAGUGCUUGCCAAAAAGUAAUUAAAGAGGCAAAAAUUACCAAUGAUUCUAAAGAAUUCUAUAAAAAUGUUGUUAUUCUUAUACUGGAAUAUUCUCCGCCAAACUCUUUAUCGAAGUUGCCAAGUGUAAAAUCUGUAUUAAAGUGGCUCAAAAGAUUGAUUAAAGAGUAUUUAUGAUUGAAAAAGCAAGAAUACAUAAAUCAACGCAGCCCAUAA
Blepharisma stoltei is the source of this 1830-nucleotide messenger RNA. Lineage: Eukaryota; Ciliophora; Heterotrichea; Heterotrichida; Blepharismidae. The record is from the annotation of a GenBank genome assembly.